This is a messenger RNA of Lutzomyia longipalpis, 1495 nucleotides long. RefSeq lists its product as uncharacterized. The transcript is spliced from 5 exons. Gene Ontology annotation, molecular function: peptidyl-prolyl cis-trans isomerase activity; calcium ion binding. The record is from RefSeq and is a predicted model, not a curated record. Lineage: Eukaryota; Metazoa; Arthropoda; Insecta; Diptera; Psychodidae. The coding region runs from base 241 to 885 and encodes 214 amino acids.
GUGAGGGAGAAAAGAGCAACGUAGCAACAUUUUUGCGGUGGAGGUGUCGUGUCAGAAGCAAUAAUUUGAGAAUCAGUUUUUCCGCGGACUCCAGAGGAAGUGGAUGCCCUUUUACUUUGGACUGAAUUGCCAAGAGUGUGAAAAAUUGUGAAAAUUCCCAGAGAUUUUCUCACAAAAUCCACAAAAGACGAGAUAUAGUAAGGAAAGAAAAAAAAGUCUGUGUAAUUGUUAGUGUUUAAGAUGCUUAAGUCACUAGUAGUCGUAUCGUGCCUUGUGGCGGUCAUUCGCUGUGAUUCUGGUCUCAAAGUUGACGUGGUCAGUGUACCGGAAGUGUGUUCCAACAAGUCGAAAAAUGGUGAUAUGCUCACAAUGCACUACACCGGAACACUCACAGACGGCAAGAAAUUCGACUCAAGCCUGGACCGAGACCAACCCUUCACGUUCCAAUUAGGUGCUGGCCAGGUUAUCAAGGGCUGGGACCAAGGACUUUUGGACAUGUGUGUGGGCGAGAGGAGGAAGCUCACAAUUCCCCCCAAUUUGGCUUAUGGUGACCGAGGGGCUGGAAGUGUUAUUCCCGGUGGAGCUACACUCAUCUUUGAAGUGGAACUCAUCAACAUUGGCGACUCUGCGCCCAGCACUAAUGUUUUCAAGGAGAUUGACGAGAACAAGGACAAUCAGCUGAGCCGGGAAGAGGUAAUUGGAUAUGUCAGUGAGUACCUUAAGAAGCAAAUGACCGCAGUUGAGGGUCAGGAAUCCGAUGAAUUGAAGAGCAUGCUCCAGGAGCACGAUAAACUCGUCGAAGAGAUCUUCCAGCAUGAAGACAAGGACAAGAAUGGCUUCAUCUCACACGAUGAAUUCUCUGGGCCUAAACAUGACGAAUUAUAAUUGUCCCGUAGUGCUGAGACAUCGAGAAUUUUAUUUUAAUCACGUCUCUUUUGUUACAUUUACCAUUAUUGAGGAAAGAAUCAAUGUUAAUUAGGUGUAAUGAUGUAAUGGACUUAAGUGAAGAAGGUGUAAUCACGAUUUUUUUGACUCUUAGUUCAACGAUUUUUAAUUUUUUGGUACCUAUUCUCUUAUUUAAAACGUAGACGGAGCCUAAGAAUUCGUCUGCAAGCAGAAGAAUCUUCGCAACAGCAAAUUCCAUGAAGAUAUUCAAUUCAAUGAAAUGUCUGGUUAAUGAGUUUUAUAUUUUACUUAAUUUGUUGAUGUACAUAUUUAUUGAAGGAAUUACCAUGCGAAUGAUGCAAAGGAGGUAAUUUAGAGGUUUUCUUUUCUUCUCUGUUAAUAAUUUUUAUAUUACUACAUUUUUUUUUGUAAACAAUUGCCGUUUUCAAUGGCAAAAAUGGAACGAAAACAUAUCAUGAAUUUUGUAAGCAAAAGUGGAAACAAUUUAGGAAUUUGUGAGCUUUUGUACAUGAAAAUAUUUUUAAUCGAGACAGCAAUGUAGAUGACGACGAGUUUUCCAAUAAAAGUAUUUUCAAGUUUCCGAAGAAAA